AUGACAACACAAUCAGGCCCCGUUAUCCCCCCUCGACCGUCAAGGUCGCCACUCGACAAAGGCACAACUUCAACCACAGAUAUGCCCCAGAUUCCUCCUCGUCCUGCUCGUCGCAUUGAGCGGUCCGUAUCUCCUCUAAGUGCCAACUACGCCCCCUCUCCGCUGAACGGGCCUCCCAAUGGUUCCUAUCUGGCCCGCACAACCUCCAAUGAUUUGCCUCCUCGUCCCCCCAGUGUCGCAAUCCCAUCUCUUGGCGAGGAAGGCAUCGAAUACCAAGAUUUGGAUGUUGCCCACACCUCCGACACCCUUCAUCAUCUUACCCCUGCAGAGACACGCAAUGUGGCCAGCGAUCUCAAGCUCCAUGCGCCUAGACCUUCGCUUCCCACUUCCAGCGCCAAGGCCAAGGUGCAGGCAGUAACACGCACAGACUCCGGCCAGGCUGCUGCAGCAGGCUUUGGUGUCAUAGGGUCUCCUGCCUCCGCUGAACAGUCGGAACGCCCCUCUCGCUCUCUUUACUCUGCUGGCUCGCGUGCGGCUUCCUCAACUGCGUCCCUCGACCGCCCACGCUCAGUUCAUGACAACGAACAUGGCAUUCCAGAGAUCGGCCAGAGGGUCCCCAUGUACCCUAAUGCGGGAGAUGUCCAGGCCCCCUCCCCGAGCCCGUAUCUAGAACAACCAACCCAGCGUUCCGGUCGUGGCCACCAUCGAACUCGCAGUGGCCGUGAAGCUUCGCUACCACCCGGUAGCUACGGCCUCCACGGACACGGUGUGCAUGCCACCGACAAGUUCGAAAAGGCUUGGUAUGAAAAGCACCCGGACGAAUAUGUUAAAGAGGAACAAGGCCAGUAUGGCUCCGGGGUUGGAACCCCCCGUCCCGAUUGGGCCUUGAGUCGCGACGAUUUGAACAAGAUCGUGCGCGGCUCUGCCGUAACUGGCUCUGGACUAGGCACAUCCCCCGCUGUGACAGGAACUCCCGAAGAAGAGGUCGGUUAUAUCGCGUCCGACGAGUACAAUCACCGGCUUUCCUCGCCACCACCGGAGUCGCAAGACUCGCGCCCAGUUAUUGAGUCACCACUCCGCAACGCAACUGCUCCUGCAACUGAAACCAGAGACGCAGAACUGGAUAAGGAAGCCCCCAGAGUCAUCCACAUCGACGAACCUUAUCAUCAUCUUCAUCAUCCCGACGGGUUUGCUCAGACCGCAGACCCUACUCAGCCCACUCACGAAGGUGAGGGCGAUGAGAAUGAAGACGAACCAAUCUUGGCCGCGGAUGAAGUGCGCCCGGAAUCUGCCUACCAACACCCUGCAAUUUCCCCUACCUUCAGCCGGAGAGACAGCUUUGAAUAUGAAGGCAGAAGUCGCACUCCUAGCGUAAAUGAAAGCCGUUCUAAUAGCAGAACUGCUGGCCACCGCGGUAGCGCCCCUGCAUUAGCCCGAUAUAACUCUCGUGAAGAACGUGAAGACACCCACACUCCUCUUGAGGAUGUCGAAGAAUAUGAGCCUUUGUUCCCCGAAGAUGAGACGAAGGAAGUCAAGCCAGACGCGGAACGCUUUAAGAAGCGCCCAGAUGCGCUUAAGCGCCGAUUCCCCAGCCAGGAUAUUUGGGAGGAUUCCCCCAACAGUCUUCAACUUCAUGCUGCUGUAUCUACACCGGAUAUCCCAAGGCUCGAUCGGUUUGAAACACCAGAGCAGGAAGAGGCCCGCAAAAGCCGAAACAGUGGUAUUGAUACCCACCAACUUGCUUCCCAGAUUUUGAGCUCGGAAGAGUAUGACGAAAGACAACCCGCACGCCCGGAGGUUGCUAAGCAAAGGUUCCCCAGUCGUGACAUCUGGGAAGAUGCUCCUGAGAGUCAGACACUGGUAACAACGAUAGAGCCUGCAGAAGAUCAGGUCACCAGCCCAGAUAUACCCUCUAAACCACUCGUUCCUUCCCGGCCUCAGAAGAAGCAACCUCCCCUAGUGGAUGCCUCGACCAAACCUUCUUCACCUAUUGAAAAACGACAGCCACCACUUAUUCCAGACAGGCCUAAGCCCCAGAUCCCUACUCGGCCAGCUCAGCGUGUUGCUCGUCCGAAUGGCGAUGAAUCCCAAGAUGCUGCAGCCAAAACCAAGCCUGCUGUACCCGCACGUCCCCCAGGAAACAAAAUUGCCGCCUUGAGGGCCGGAUUCCUCUCUGACCUGAACUCACGUUUGCAGCUCGGUCCACAGGCACCUCCUAAGCCACAAGAAAUAAAAGAAGAGUCACCUGCAGAGAAGGGCCCAUUGAGUGACGCUCGCAAGGGAAGAGCUCGGGGACCCGCACGAAGAAAGCCAGCUGUUGAAAGCCCCAGCGCAAGAUUGCCUACAAUUCCUGAGAUCAAAAUCACGGAGACCUGGAAUGUCUGGCAAGUUCGUGAAGACGGCAAUCUAGUGGUAGGAGAUGGAGACAAAGGCGACCAGGUCACCACCUCUGCACCGGAGACAUCAGCUUGGGACAACCCUGUAGCACCACCUUUAGCCAGGAACAUUUGCGGAGAUUCAGUCGACCCGCAGAGACUUCGCCAUAAAGAAGGGGUCUCCCACCCUACAAGUCCAGAGCCAGAGGUGGAGUCAGCAACGAAAUCUCCCGCUGUUCAGCCUGCCCAA
This is a messenger RNA of Aspergillus ochraceoroseus IBT 24754, 2625 nucleotides long. Its product is annotated as Aim21 family protein. NCBI's taxonomy places the organism in Eukaryota, Fungi, Ascomycota, Eurotiomycetes, Eurotiales, Aspergillaceae. The transcript is spliced from 2 exons. The annotation marks the transcript as partial. The record is from RefSeq and is a predicted model, not a curated record.